UCUCGGAUCGUCGUGCUCUGGGUCCAAGGCACGGGUCCAACCAGGCGGCGUCUCUCCAUGUACCCCCCAAGCAGCUGGUCUGCGUCUGGCUCUGCCCUGCGACCCGCCUGGCUACAUUACUGUACCCCGUCCCGCGCUUCUACGUUUCUCGUGCUUUUGCUCUGCUUCCAUUCUGCGAUCCAUUCAUACUGUUCCAGUUUCACCCUCACUUGCGUAAUCAACUCAUCUGUCUGCGCCCUUGCAAGCCACCACCAACCCAAUCGAUCCUGCGUACCCUCCCGUUCCCCUUCCAACGUACCGUCACAGCCUUUUCUUGACUCAGAACCUCUAUUGUCUCAUCUCUGCGUGGAACAAGGCCUUAACCACCUGCCUCAUCAUACCGUUGCCCGAAACCGCCCAAUAUCCCUCUUCCGGCACGGAUCUCGUCCUGUUUAAAGCAUUGACUACUGGCCCGAAGCGUCAACAAUUUUCCUUUUGUGCAAUUUGUCUGUCUAUCAAGAACUCAGGCAUCCAGAAAAAGCAUUGCAUCUUCGUCAAUGUUGCACGGCGUGU
Mytilinidion resinicola is the source of this 552-nucleotide messenger RNA. RefSeq lists its product as uncharacterized. The transcript has a single exon. NCBI's taxonomy places the organism in Eukaryota, Fungi, Ascomycota, Dothideomycetes, Mytilinidiales, Mytilinidiaceae. Bases 58 to 435 code for a protein of 125 amino acids. The record is from RefSeq and is a predicted model, not a curated record.